Molecule: messenger RNA, 2088 nt
Organism: Populus nigra (black poplar)
Lineage: Eukaryota; Viridiplantae; Streptophyta; Magnoliopsida; Malpighiales; Salicaceae
Product: GDSL esterase/lipase 7-like
Exons: 5
Coding region: 208-1296 (362 amino acids)
Molecular function (GO): hydrolase activity, acting on ester bonds
Source: RefSeq, a predicted model, not a curated record
AAAUAUUUAAUAAGCUCUCAUCACCAUUGAAUAUCAGUUACAUGUUUGUGUUCUAGUUUCCAUGCCAGUGUUUAAUCCCUUUCACAUUCCAAGUGGCCAAUCCCCUAUAAAAGAAAACGUCUCAAAGGGUUUUUUGAGCACCUUGUAGACACCCUUAUAUAUUCUGUCUUCACAGAUUUAUCUCCGGUCUAGUACUGCAACACGAACAUGGAGAAUAUUAAAGUGAUGGGUUUUACACUAUUCGUCUUCUCUGUUGGGUUCCUUCAUUUCAUCUCUUUGGCCUGUGGUGCACCACUUGCACCAGCACUGUUCGUCUUCGGCGAUUCGUUGUUCGAUAGUGGCAAUAACAAUCUCUUGCCAACCGUUUCGAAGGCUAAUUUCAAGCCUUAUGGUGUUGAUUUUGUCAGAGGAGAUACAGGAAGAUUCAGUAAUGGUAGAUUGGUUCCAGAUUUUAUAGCUGAAUUUCUGGGGCUGCCAUAUCCUCCGCCGUCCAUAAGCAUCCGGAAAUCCACACCGGUUACUGGUUUGAACUACGCGUCAGCAUCUUGUGGCAUUCUUCCUGAAACUGGACAGUUUUUGGGAAAAUGCUUGAGUUUGGAUGAUCAGAUUGAUUUAUUUCAGCAUACAGUUAAGUCAAGCUUGCCAAAGCACUUCAAAGGGAGGCCAAAUGAGCAAUCGGAGCACUUGUCGAAGUCUAUUUUUGUAGUUUGCAUUGGCAGUAAUGACUAUAUGAGUAACUACCUGAAGCCCAAGACAUCUGACACAAGCAAACAUUACUCUCCUCAAGCAUUUGCUCAACACCUUCUGGAUAAACUAUCAGCACAAUUCCGGAGGUUACACAGUUUAGGAGCCAGGAAAGUUGUGAUGUAUGAGAUUGGACCCAUUGGUUGCAUCCCCUCAAUGACAAGGAAAAAUAAACAUGAUGGAAAAUGUGUUGAAGAAUCAAACCAGCUUGUUGCUUACUUUAACGAUAAUCUUCUUGGAAUGCUUCAGAAUCUGACAUCCACUCUCCCCAACUCCAUUUUUGUUCGUGGUCAUGGGCAUUGGCUAGGCUAUGAUGCAAUUAUCAAUCCUUCUAAAUAUGGAUUACUUGACACAAGCAACCCAUGUUGCAAAACUUGGGCCAAUGGGACCUCUGCUUGCAUUCCUGAGCUAAAACCGUGCCCUAAUCCAAACCAGCACUACUUUUUUGAUGGUUAUCACCUUACUGAAACUGUAUAUUCAGUCUUAGCAGGGGCCUGUAUCAAUGAUAGAUCGGUUUGCUCUCCUACUCUAAGAGAACUUGUACAAAUGUAAGUUCUAUACCGAUUGGUAAUUGAAUUUUCUGUGUGAUGGGGAAUAUCUAGCAAGUAUUUAUACAAAUAUAAAUCAAAUCGAUCGGCUAGUUGAAAGCAUGCAUCACCAUUCUAUGCUGAAUAUUUCCAUGUGACAAGAGACAUGAUCAGACAAGUACUAGUCCAAAUUAUUACAGAGAUUAUAAAAUACAAUUGUGAUUAAUGUACACAACUUGUACGCUUCUACAGAUGUUAGAAAAUUAAACAAACAAUAUUUCCGUGUUCCUAGUGUGCCCUACGUUUAUAACCCAUGCAUUAAAAACAAAACCAAAGAAGUUCUAUGCUAUAUUUGGUUAAAGGACUUCACUUCCUAGUGGGGACAAAAUUGUGAGCCUGUCUUGUGCUCAAUGAAUGGGCUCUUUAUUAUUGAUCGGUGGCUUGCGUUUAGGUGGUCUUGUGGUGUAAUCUUUGUUCAUAAGGUUGACCAUUUCUCUUGUUGCAUCAAGAAGCCUUUGCAUUUCACUUUUUAGAUCAGUAGCACUACCUUGAGGUUCCUGGUCAAUGUCAGCCCUUGAAGGACUUUCCAAGCUGGUUUUGGUUGGCAACGCUUUGGAAUCCUCGGAGUUGGACUCUGGGAGAUGGACUGUCUGGUCAGUCCUUGGAGUUCCCAAUCUGGCAGACAGUGUCUCUCUCUCCAAAUUGCUCAUAUCCUUCUGCUGUGGGAAAAACAAAAGGUUAUUGUUAAUUAAUUAGUUGAAAGAGCUUACAUUAAAAUAUACCAAGAUUUUAUGUGUGUCGAAGAGAAAGAGAGAUA